CAUGGGGGCGGGGCUUCGAUUCUGCUCCGCCCAGCCCUCCUAGUUGUCAUAGUGAUGCCAUAUCUACUGAGACUCCGGAUCCUAACAGCUGGAAGCUAAAAACAGGAGCCAUGGAGUACACAGGGAGCAAAUAUAUCGGGGAAUAUGUAGAUGGGAGGAUGGAGGGCAAAGCCAAGUACAUCCUCCGUACUGAAACAGUAUAUGUUGGGGAAAUGAAGGACGGCAUGUUUCAUGGCGAAGGAACUCUGUACUACCCCAACGGGAGCCAAUACGAUGCUGUUUGGGAAAAUGGAUUGGCCAUAAAGGGCACAUACACCUUUGCAGAUGGGCUGCACUAUGAUGAGAAGAACUGGCAUUACUGCGAUGGCUAUGAUCGGAGGUUUUUCACAGAGAUUCGCAAUGGCUUGAAGCCUGCAGCUAUGGCUCAACUCACCAAUAUGGACCCACCUAGAAAAAUCCCCAAGGGCUGGUAUGAUUGUGGAGAUGGCUUCUAUAACCCGGUCACCAGGGUAAUCAAGGACUAUAGGAACCGCUUUCUGAGAAACGCAGGUUUCCCACUUUCCACUUCUGACCAGCUCCAAGAUCAUCUGUUGAAAGAGACAUGGGAGGCCAGGCGCAGUGGCUCAUGCCUGUAAUCCCAGCACUCUGGGAGGCCGAGGUGGGUGGAUCACAAGGUCAAGAGAUCGAGACCAUCCUGGCCAACAUGGUGAAACCCCGUCUCUACUAAAAUACAAAAAUUAGCUGGGUGUGGUGGCGUAUGUCUGUAGUCCCAGCUGCUCAGGAGGCUGAGGCAAGAAAAUUACUUGAACCCAGGAAGGCAGAGAUUGCAGUGAGCCAAGAUCACACCACUGCACUCCUGCCUGGAGCCUGGCGACAGAGCAAGAUUCUGUCUUUAAAAAAAAAAAAGAAAGAAAGAAAGAGACACGAGUGAAAAGCUCCCAGACAGGGUGUGUAUCUGCUCCCCACCCAGCUUUAGAGAAGGGUGAAAUCUAAGCUGCACAGUGAACACCUAGAGAAAAAAGACCACUUUUAUCUUCUAACAUUUCUCUGGCGCUGUUUAGACAGUUGAAAACUGGAAACAUCCCCAGCAUCCAACACGAGAGGACUGGUUAAAUAACAUAUACUUUAUUCUUACUAUAGAAUACAAUGCAAUCAUUAAAAAUGGCAGCAAAGAAAUAGAUCUAUUCAUACAUAAAGGUAUCCAUAUACUGUUUCAGGUGAUAAAGCAGGCUAAUAAUAAUAGCCAGCAUUUGCCAACUGCUUACUGUGUUCCAGGCACUGGUCUAAGCACUUUACAUGUAUUUUAUUUUAUUUAAUCUCCACAGUAGCCCCACAAAGUAGUUAUCCUUGUUAUUCCCACUUUACAGAUGAUGAAACUGAGGCAAGGUGAAAUGCCUGCCCAAAGUCAAACUGAUAGCAAAUGGCAGAGCUGGAAUUGGAAGCCAGGUCCAGUUGACUCCAAAGCUAAAGAUAAUGUUAGAGUUGACUUUGAAUGAGAAAUUGGAGUGUACGAGUGAAAGAAAGAAACAACCGAGAGCCUUCCUAGCAGCCCUAUAUUUUAUAGAGAUAUAAAAAGUACAUAUCCAAAGAGUGUAAGGUUGCAGAUGACUAUUCCCAAGAGAGUUCUCUGCCCACUUUCUUCCUCAAAAAUUGGCCAAUAAACGUCUUUCAAUGUCACUGACAAACCAAGACUCCCUUGGUCUUGAAGCCACGGGCUUUGCCUGACAGAUGAGAAAUCUGAGACCCAGAGAGGGCAAAUCACGUGUCCAACCCCAUAUAGUCUGCCUGUGGUAGAGCCAGGGCCGGCACCCUGGUUUCUCACUGCUGGCCGGAAAUCCUUCUGCAAACCCAGGCUACCUUGCCACAGUGCCUCCCUUGUGGUUUUUGCAAAAUGGCCGAGUGAGACUCCCCCACAGUCCCCUCCUGCUGUCAUCCCUCCAGCGAGACAAAAGGCAAUUUACCGAAAUGUUAUAAUCACCUGGAGGCUGGCACACAGGGACAUCCAUGCUUUAUCUGCAGUGUUGUUAGCAGCACUGUAAUGAAGGCUUUGUGGAGGGAUAAUAUGCUGUAACUGCCAAAUGAAAUGCCCGCACCAAUCACACAUCCCUGCCAGCAGACGGGCAUUUGCUGUAAGCAAAAGGGGUAGGAAGGAAAGUUAUGAGUAUUGGAUGCCUCCACGCUGCCAGGAACUUACCACAUCCCAGUUCUUUGAGGAAUAGACCCUUAUUCGCAUUUGGCAGAUAGGGAAACUGAGGCUCGGGGGUAAGUUAUUUACUGAUGAUCAAGCAGGUAGUAAAGGGAGGAACCAGGAUAUGAACCCAGGUCCCUCUGACACUGGAGGCCAUGCUCUGAACUGACGAGAUAUGCUGUGGCCUUUCCUGAACCAUGAACCUUUCUGAGAAUCUAGGCCCAGCUAUGGACUUCUCCCCAGAGAAAUACACUGGAAUUCACAAACAGAAUUUUGCCUACAGAGGGAGGGAUUGGUCACUUGGAAGCCAUCCAUAGAGCCCUGUCAAGACCUUUGCUCUAGGAAUAACAGCCUGCCCAGCUUGCCACCUCUCCCUGGACUGCAGGAAUUGCCCAUUGCCAUCCUCUCUCCCCACCCCAAUUCCAAAGGCCCUGGAAAUUCCCCUUCCAGCCAUGGUGCCCAUUGGAUUCCGGUAACAAUACCUCCCCUGCCCCCCAACCCCCAUGGUAGCCUCCUGGAGGCAUCUGAAGGACACAGCUUCCCCUUCCGCGGCUGGAGUCAACCUGAGCCAGCACUAUAAUGCUUUGUUUUGUCUCCUUUAAUAGAAGUGAGUGGAAAGCCAGAGCCCAUGGGGCAGGAACCUACUCUCUUCCUCAGCUCAGGCUCUGGAACUCAGGGCUGUUGACUGAAACCCCUCAGGUCCAGGAAGGCAGACAGGGCUACAGGCAGGGACUUAGAGCCAGCCAGAUCUGCAAGCAGAUCCCAGUUCUGCCACUCACCAGCUGAGUGACCUUGAGCUAGGCCCUUAAUGUCUCUGAGCUUUAGUUUCUUCAUCUGAAAAAUGGGGACAGAAAUAGACCUCCCUUCCAGGAUUGUGGCCUGAAGUGAGAUGACAUGCAUGAAGUGAGAUGGUGUCAUCUCCGACAAGAACAGCAGCUGGCCCAAGUGAAGGCCUUGGUGCAUGUUGGCAAUCACAGUUGUGAUCCUUUUACACCCAGGGUGAAAAGGUGGAAAGCAGGGGCCUCCUUAACUUCACAUCCCAAAGGGAGGAGCCAGUGUUACCAUGGCAAACUGCACUCUGGCCUCCUCCCAUCUGCUUUUGAUUCUAGUUUCAAGACUGGACUAGAGGCCUGUGAUUUUCUGAUCUGUCUACCCAGCCCUGGGCAUUCUGUUAUGGAUAUGUCCCCAUCAUCUUCAUCAUUUCUUAUGCACCUAGAGCCUUAAGCCUCCAAAUCUCCCCCUAGACACAGGCCUUUGUUGAGGCCCUGCAUCCACCAGGGUUUCACAUGGGGAUCAGACCCUGUGCCUGGCCCCCACCAAGACCAGUACAGGGCUAGAGGGAACAUAUAUAAAAAUAGACAGUCACAGGACUGGGGUAGGUGUUCUCUGGACAGAGGCCUGGGUCCUUUAGGGAACCUCAUGUUGAAAAGACCAUAAGGAAACUCCCACCCCUCAAAAUACAGUUUAGAAAUCAAAAUAACAUAAACCAUAAAAAAGCAUAGGAAGCAGUCCAACACAAUUCUAUAUUUCCUAUGAUGUUUAACUUUAAAUAUUAAAUAUGAGCUUCUUUCCAGAAAACUGGGAGUGUCCCUGUUUCAGUGGUGUCAGGAGCUACAUUCACUGUGUGCCACACACACAGAAAAGAGCAUCAGUGUGUCCCAAGCAGUCCAGAUGGUGUCCUGGAAAAGGUGGAGUUUGGCUAGGUCUAAAAGGAUGAUGAUUGGAUUCUGCUACAUGGAAGGGAAGGAGCCACAUGGGCAAAGACUGGAAAGACGCAGGGGUACGGGGUGCCCCAGAUGGAGCAACUGAGAAGGCUUAUGUGUUGGGGAAUGGGGAAGGUGUCAAGGAGGCCUCACUCCAGCUGUGAUGGGCAGACUGGGCUUUGAUGAGUAUGGAGGAGUGGGUCUCAGCUGGACAUUCAAGGCAGAGGGACCCAGUGUGGGCUGGAGAGAUAGAGGUCAAGAGUUUAAGACCAGCUUGGCCACCAUGUUGGUAGAGACCUGUCUCUACGAAAAAUACAAAAUUAGCCAGGCACAGUGUAGGCGCCUGUAAUCGCAGCUACUCAGGAGGCUAGACAGGAGAAUCACUUGAACCCACGAAACAGAGGUUGCAGUGAGCCAAGAUCACUACACUCCAGCCUGGAUGACAGAGCAAGACUCCAUCUGAAAAAAAAAAAAAAAAAAAAAAAGCAAAUUAAUUCCAUAUAUUGAAACAAAGUGUACCCACAUGAAAUAUAAAUCCCACAUUCAAUAUAAAAAUGUUGCUGUUGCUUGGUAAACUGUUUCACGAUGAGUCUUUAACAAUUGGCCAUGAUUUCCUGAGAGUCAUGCAUACUGGGGAAUUCUCAAAAAAUGAGGAAAUGGAGCCUACAAAUGGAUUUCAAGUGUAAUAAAAUUGCUUUGAUUUCUAAAUUUAAUAA
This is a messenger RNA of Callithrix jacchus (white-tufted-ear marmoset), 4607 nucleotides long. The record is from RefSeq and is a predicted model, not a curated record. NCBI's taxonomy places the organism in Eukaryota, Metazoa, Chordata, Mammalia, Primates, Cebidae.